This is a messenger RNA of Etheostoma cragini (Arkansas darter), 3512 nucleotides long. RefSeq names its product protein inhibitor of activated STAT, 1b (gene pias1b). Gene Ontology annotation, biological process: regulation of transcription by RNA polymerase II; protein sumoylation. The record is from RefSeq and is a predicted model, not a curated record. Bases 15 to 2027 code for a protein of 670 amino acids. Gene Ontology annotation, molecular function: SUMO ligase activity; transcription coregulator activity; zinc ion binding. Lineage: Eukaryota; Metazoa; Chordata; Actinopteri; Perciformes; Percidae. The transcript has 14 exons.
GAUGGCUUUUGCGCAUGCGUACCCAAUGUAACAAGAUGGCGGAAAAUGCGGAACUGAAGCAAAUGGUAAUGAGCCUUCGAGUUUCGGAGCUUCAAGUUUUGUUGGGGUAUGCAGGACGGAAUAAGCACGGGCGCAAACACGAACUUUUGACCAAAGCUCUUCACUUACUCAAGGCUGGUUGCAGUCCUGCUGUGCAGAUGAAGAUCAAAGAGCUCUACAGACGACGCUUCCCAACCAAAAUGGUUUCGCCAGUAGACCUGGCUCUGCCCGGUGUUCAUUCGGCCUCCAGCCUGCCCGCCGGCCUCGCUCAGCUGGGAUUUGACAGCCACGGUUCCCCAUCGCCUCUUCUGCCUGUUUCUUUACUCGGGCCCAAGCAUGAGCUGAGUCUGCCUCACCUCCCCUCCGCCCUGCACCCUGUACACCCUGAUGUCAAGCUCCAGAGAUUGCCAUUCUAUGACGUUCUGGAUGAGCUCAUUAAGCCAACUAGCCUGGCCUCGGACAACAGUCAGCGGUUCCAGGAAGCAUGUUAUGCCUUUGCAUUAACACCACAGCAAGUUCAACAGAUCAGCAGCUCCAUGGACAUAUCUGGGACCAAAUGUGACUUUGCUGUUCAAGUUCAGUUAAGAUUUUGUUUAUCAGAGACAAGCUGUCCCCAGGAGGAUCAUUUCCCCCCGAAUCUGUGUGUGAAGGUGAAUGGCAAACCUUGUAAUCUCCCGGGAUAUCUUCCUCCAACCAAAAAUGGAGUUGAACCAAAAAGGCCCAGCCGUCCCAUCAACAUAACCUCUCUUGUCCGACUGUCCACAACAGUCCCCAACACAAUUGUGGUGUCGUGGACUUCAGAAAUUGGGAGGAGUUUUUCCAUGGCUGUUUAUCUGGUAAGACAGCAGUCGUCUGCAGUGUUGUUGCAAAGACUACGGGCCAAAGGAAUUAGAAACCCCGACCACUCCAGAGCUCUGAUCAAAGAGAAAUUAACAGCUGAUCCAGAGAGUGAGAUCGCCACCACCAGUCUCCGAGUCUCUCUCCUGUGUCCUCUGGGGAAGAUGAGGCUGACUAUUCCUUGCAGAGCGAUAACGUGUUCUCACCUUCAGUGCUUUGAUGCAACACUUUACAUCCAAAUGAAUGAGAAGAAGCCAACCUGGGUGUGUCCAGUCUGUGACAAGAAGGCCCCGUAUGAGCAACUCAUUAUUGACGGGUUGUUCAUGGAAAUCUUGAAUAGCUGUUCUGACUGUGAUGAAAUCCAAUUCAAAGAAGACGGAAACUGGGCCCCCAUGAGGUCGAAGAAGGAGGUGCAGGAGGUGUCUGCGUCGUACAAUGGGGUAGAUAGUGAUUCGUCUCGAACAGAAACGCAUGAGCCAAAACGGGGAUCAUCCAAUGACAACAGCAAGACCGUUGAUGUGAUUGACCUGACACUGGAUAGCUCCUCUGAGGAUGAGCUAGAUGAUGAGCCGCCUCCUAAAAGGGCCUGUCCCUCUGUGUCACCCGUCUCUCCACCCCCGAACAAGGGAAUACUGAACCUACACAACCAGGCCUCACCUGUAAGCAGAGCUCCCAGCAUGCCCCCUGUGGAGACCAGCUACAUUCCUCCCCCUCCACCUCUUAUCCAGGACUAUCGCCACUAUUAUCACACAGCUAGUGACCUGCCAGAUCUGAAUUUCUUCUCCUUCCUCCAAGGAGACAAUCAGCAUUACAACAUGGUGAUGGCUGCCGCAGCAGCUGCGUCAGCUUCAGCCUCAGAGGACCACGACUUGCUCCUCAACCGGUUCCUGCCCUACGGCUCCUCUCAGAUGUUACGUGAGCAGCCGGGCACCCCAGGGAGCAGCACGCUGGCAGCCACCAACGGAGGCAGCAACAGUGGCAGCACCAGUAGUUUGGUGUCUUCCAGCAGCCUGCGGGACCGCGACAAAGACAGAGAGCGAGACAGAGACAGGGACAGCCACACCAUCUCAGGAUUGUCGAGGUCCUCGGUGGAAUCUGCAGCGGCGGCAGCCAUUUAUGGCUCCAUAUCUGACGUUAUCUCACUUGACUAGAUCCACACAGAACUGAAAGACAAGGGAGACCCCAAGGACAGGAUUUUGUAAAUAAGGAAGACUAAGAUGAAAGAAUACAGUGCUAUGUACAGAGAGGAAAAUCUAUUUUCAAUUUACUUAUCAUAUGUAUAUAAACUUAGGACGCUUCUUGUCCAGUGAGUUACUUCAGUUGAUAUUUUUCUGUGAAUACUGAAGCCUUUUUCACACCUCUUCAUGUGGUCCUUUGAUUAUAUUGUACCUUUUGUACCUGGUUUUUACAGUUUUGUUUUCGAUAUUCCAUGUCAAUGGCAUUAUUUCAUGUUAUGUACACAGAACCCCAUGAGGUUACACCUUAUGUAACAUGAUAUUUAGAAUAUAAAGGAAAUGGGCAUUGUUGUAGAUAUACAAAAGGCAACUCAUGGCAAAACAGGAAAAGGUGUAACACUUUCUUUAUUUUCUAAAUGACGUCAUUUCUGUCAAAUGUUUUGACAGCAGAAAGAUCUGGUCCUUUUUUACAUCACUGUAGAUUUUUCUGUAAGACAUUCAUGCUGUGGUCAUUAUUUUUAAGGAAUUAUUUAUGAUGUAAGUUAUGUGGGAUGUAUGCUGUUUUUAAAGAAGCAUUCCUUUAUGCUUUUAGGAAGUCUUGCCACUAGAAUUGCAAACGCUAGAUCCUUCUGUUGUCAUAACAUGUUCUGCCUGUUUCAGUCAUUCAAAUAUGAACAAUAGUGUAUAGUUUAGACUGUACCUAAGAUACAUAUAAAUUGGGACUAAGUCAGUAUUGUAAGACCAGGCAUUUUCAGUGUGUAAAUCAAUGAAUGGCACUAGUCCAGCAAGCAGCCUUUUUAUAGUGUAAUGUUUUUCUGAAGUACAAUAUACAGAAAACUACAGCAACGUGGCCGGUCUGGCGACAAAGCGAGUUUCUGGUCAGCUUGAGGUAGUUCUUUAAUUUUACAUUUCAUGAUGUUUGGCACGUAAAGGCUGUGUGGAGCGGUGAAGCGUUCAUAAUUGCAGGAAACAUUUUGAGAGUAGUUUUCAGCCUUGCAUGUCUUUGCGAAUUACCAGAAAGAUCAGCUGUUGGAGUGCUAUGCUGUCCCAGGAUGCGUAGCCUUUAGGUGUAUUUGCAACAGCCUGUAAGAGAACUGUGAUGGCUUAGUCUUUGAGUCGAUCACAACAUGCAUUUUGGCCCAGGAGUUACGCAUCCCCCCCCCCCUUUAUUUUUCUUGACUUGUGCUUAUAAUUAGGAUUAUUUAUUAUCAUAUAUAUUUUCAGCAUUUGUUUGUUUCGUGGAUAUGCAUUGCUGUCAUUGUAUGUAAUAUUUCUUUUGUAAUUAUAUAAUUAAUGCUAUUUAAAGAUGUCAUAGUUGCUUGACAUGCAUUGUAACAUUUUCUGUUUGUUUUACUAUCGGAUGAUGUCAAUAACUCAAUUGAGGCUUUGAUCAUUUUGAACCGCUACAAGGUCUACUGUGCUGUUUAAUAUUUGUAAGAAUUAAACAGAUAUUAGAAAGUG